AUGGAGGGCAUGAAUCUCUUGGAGGCUUCUAACGCAACUGGUUUUAACAAUAUUGAUUCUGUUACUCAAGCACAUUCUGCUGAGGAAACUCUAUUUGAUGAAACGUCGCCUGAACAAAAAUCAGUAGAGAAGAUGAUUGCUGAAUACUGUUGCGAGAUUUGCAGAAAAACCUUCUCUUCGGAACAUGAAGUCUCCAUGCACAAAGGAAUACACAAACACGAUAAGGGGAAAAAAUCUCACCUGUGUCAAAUUUGUGGAAAAUCUUUUAUUAAAAAUUGGAGUCUCGUUGUCCAUGUACGUCAUCACACUGGAGAAUAUCCUUAUCACUGUGAAAUUUGUGGAAAGUCUUUUGUGAGUAUGAGUAAUUUAACAACGCAUAAGAAAGUCCACAUUGGAGAAAGGUCAUAUCACUGUGAAACAUGCGGGGAAUCUUUUCUCUAUAAGAGUUUCUUGAUGAGACACAGGCGAAAACACACUGGGGAAAAACCGUAUCACUGUGAAUUGUGUGAAAAGUCUUUUGUCUCGAGCAAUAAUUUAACAACACACAAAAGGAUACAUAGUGGGGAAAAGCCCUAUCACUGUGAAAUCUGUGGGAAAACUUUUAUCUCCAGCAAUAAUUUAACCAAACACAAAAAAGUACACACUGGGGAAAAUUCGUUUCACUGUGAAAUAUGUGACAAAUCUUUCAUUGAAAAGUCUAAGCUUGCAAUCCAUAAACGUAGACAUACAGGAGAACAGUCCUAUCACUGCGAUACGUGUGGGAAGUCUUUUGUUGCCGGCUGUUACUUAAAAGCGCAUAAGAGGAUACAUUCUGGAGUGAAACCGUAUCGGUGCGAAAUCUGUGAAAAGUGUUUUAUCGAUAAUAGUAAGUUAACAAGGCACAAAAGGGUCCACAGUGGGGAAAACCCAUUUCACUGCGAGAUAUGCGGGAAAUCAUUCGUUGAUAAUUCUAAACUUGCCAUCCAUGUGCGUAGACAACACACAGGAGAGAAACCAUAUCGUUGUGAAGUAUGUGAUAAAUGUUUUGUUACCAGUAAUAAUUUGAUAACUCAUAGAAGAAUUCACACGGGGGAAAAGCUGCUUCGUUGUGAAGUAUGCGGGCAAUCUUUUAUUACGAAAUGGAAUUUUGUCAUUCACAAGCGUAAACACACGGGGGAGAAACCAUAUCAGUGUGACAUUUGUGGAAAGUCUUUCGUCACUAACAAUAAUUUAUCGACUCACAGAAGAAUUCACACGGGGGAAAAAUUGUCCGAGUGUGAAGUGUGCGGCAAAUGUUUUGUGACGAAUUCGAGUCUUGUGGUUCAUAUGCGCAGUCACACCGGGGAAAAACCUUAUCCCUGUCAAAUAUGCGGAAAAGCUUUCGUUAAUAACUCGAAUCUUAUUAUCCACCUGCGAAGACAUACUGGGGAAAAACCUUUCCACUGCGAGAUAUGUAAAAAAUCUUUCAUUAGUAGUUCGGAUCUUGUUAUUCACAUGCGUACACACACUGGAGAAAAACCAUUUUGUUGCGAGAUGUGUAAGAAAUCAUUUAUUUCAAGCAGUCUCAUGAAAAAACACCAACGAAAACACGCAAGUGAGAAGCCAUUUAACUGUGAAAUAUGA
Messenger RNA from Octopus sinensis (East Asian common octopus), 1602 nucleotides. RefSeq names its product zinc finger protein 726-like. Gene Ontology annotation, molecular function: DNA-binding transcription factor activity, RNA polymerase II-specific; RNA polymerase II cis-regulatory region sequence-specific DNA binding. The transcript has a single exon. Lineage: Eukaryota; Metazoa; Mollusca; Cephalopoda; Octopoda; Octopodidae. The record is from RefSeq and is a predicted model, not a curated record. Gene Ontology annotation, biological process: regulation of transcription by RNA polymerase II. Bases 1 to 1602 code for a protein of 533 amino acids.